CAAAAUGGCGACUGCAAUGUACUUAGAACAUUAUUUAGACAGUUUAGAAUCCCUUCCAGGUGAGCUACAAAGAAAUUUCAAUCUCAUGCGAGACUUGGAUCAGAGAACCCAAGAUCUAUUGAAAGAAAUCGACGGGCUAACCACUGAUUAUAUGACAAAUGUAAAGACUUUGCCUUCAGAAAAGAGGAGGGAAAAGUUGAAGGGAAUUGAUGGAUUAUUCAGUAAAAGUAAAGAGUAUGGGGAUGACAAAGUGCAACUGGCAAUGCAAACUUAUGAACUUGUUGACAAACACAUCAGAAAAUUAGAUGCAGAUCUUGCCAGAUUUGAAGCAGAAUUAAAGGACAAAAAUUCCAAUAAAACAGGAGAUUCUGACAAGCACAAAGACAAACUCAAAGACAAGAAAAAGCGCAAAAAUUUGAAAGAGGAAUUUGAAGACGAAAUUCCCAAAAAGAAGAAAAAGAAGGGUCAAGCGGUGGUGGAAGAACCAGAGCCUAUGAUGCCAAUAUUUCCACUCUCGAUCACCCACCCUUCAGACGUGUUGGACAUGCCUGUCGAUCCAAAUGAACCCACUUAUUGCUUAUGUCAUCAAGUUUCUUAUGGUGAAAUGAUAGGAUGUGAUAACCCGGACUGUCCAAUUGAAUGGUUUCAUUUUGCAUGUGUCGGUUUGAAUGCCAAACCAAAAGGAAAAUGGUUUUGCCCAAGAUGCUCAGAGGAAAGAAAGAAAAAAUAGUGUUUAUUAUUCAUAAUCUCAAAAUACAAAACACAAAUACUGUUAAUUUUAUCCCAUAAUGACAUUUUAUAUUUUGUUUUGCCAGUGUAGCACUCUGAUUUGACUUGCUACCGUAUUUUUAUUUGCGAUGACCAGAUAAGUUGUUUGUAGUCAACUCAGCAUUUUACCAAAAUUGAUCCAAAUUUGUUAAAAACGGCCCCCAAAAAGGGUCAAAAUGGAAAUGCAAGUUAUCUUUAAGUGCUGAACUAGCAAAUUGAAAGUCUAUUUUUGUGUUUUAAAAUGAUCAUUUUAAUCUCUUGUUUGUGAUAGCAAUUGUGAUGAGUAAGAUAUAGAGCUGGAACAAUAUUAUGCAUCACGAUAUUACUAUCGUGAUACAUACAUAUGAUAAUAAUCAUGGAAAAUGGAAAAAAAGAAAGUGACAUUCAUUCCACUCUAAUUGAAAUUAAACCAAACUUUCAUUCUGUAUUUUUUAUUAGGUUUUAUUUGUAACAUAGCCACUUCAAUUUGGGUCAAAAUACGGCCUCUUGAAGGUUUGCCUCAAUAACCUUUUGACCUUAACUGUUGACCUCUGCUUUUGACCAAUCAAAUUUCAAGAUAUUUGAUGUUUGCUACUGUUUUUAUUCUGGAUACCCAAUUGUUACAUUUGUUAAUUGUUUAAUUAGAUGUUUCUCACAGUAUUUUCCUUCCAUGUAAAUCUAUUUUGUUAGUGAUGUGAUAAACUUAAUUAGUGGUGUCAGAAUUACAGUAACCAUGGAAACCAUGGAGAUUGGAAUGGAGCAAAUAGAUGCUUUAAAUGUCCUUGAUAAGCAUUAAGUGCAAAAAUAAAUCAUUUAAGAAACUGUUAAGAGAUCUCUUCGUGUCAUUUUAGAUCCCUUUUAUUUGCACCUUUCUAAUUUUCUGUCAGCUACCUGUAAUUAUAGAAACGGUUAACUGUAUUUGACGCUGCUAUCUUAUGCUUAUAUAAUAUCGAAGCGCCUUGGCAAUAUCAAAUAUUUCAAUAUGGACAUUAUUUACCAUUGCUAUUGGAAAGUGAAUUAAUAUUGACUAAAUCAUUUCAUAUUUUAUUCAAAUCUGUGUAUAUAAAAAGUUGUUUUAAACCUGUUGAAAUUUUAAAUGUUAUCUGUAAAUAUUCUGUUGCAUUAUGUGUUGACAUUAAAAUUAGAAUUUUU
Molecule: messenger RNA, 1899 nt
Organism: Lottia gigantea (owl limpet)
Lineage: Eukaryota; Metazoa; Mollusca; Gastropoda; Lottiidae
Exons: 1
Coding region: 5-730 (241 amino acids)
Biological process (GO): regulation of DNA-templated transcription
Cellular component (GO): nucleus
Source: RefSeq, a predicted model, not a curated record